Messenger RNA from Stegostoma tigrinum, 5688 nucleotides. It is a transcript of the gene med25, whose product is annotated as mediator complex subunit 25. Gene Ontology annotation, biological process: positive regulation of transcription by RNA polymerase II. The record is from RefSeq and is a predicted model, not a curated record. Gene Ontology annotation, cellular component: transcription regulator complex; mediator complex. NCBI's taxonomy places the organism in Eukaryota, Metazoa, Chordata, Chondrichthyes, Orectolobiformes, Stegostomatidae. Bases 198 to 2609 code for a protein of 803 amino acids. The transcript is spliced from 20 exons.
UAUCACGUGAGGUGGCUGUUUGCGCUCGAGCCGCUUUUCUCCCGCGGCCUGGUGGAAAAGGCUGAGGGAAGAUCAGCAGAAGUUGCAGUCAGAUCGAAAAGAUUCAAACGCCCUUUACUGCGAUGUGGAAAGGCGAGAAACCGCCUGUGAGCUGCCCCUGUGUAAAAGCAAAGGCUUCACAGUGACUUGCGAACACCAUGGUUGUGCCCCCUAUUGAUACUCCCACCCCUUCCAACAUGGUAGCAGAUGUGGUUUUUGUUAUCGAAGGUACCGCGAACCUUGGGCCAUACUUUGAAUCUCUCCGGAAGCAUUAUAUUCUUCCAGCAAUUGAGUAUUUUAAUGGUGGUCCUCCAGCAGAAACAGACUUUGGUGGUGAUUAUGGAGGCACACAAUACAGUUUAGUUGUGUUUAAUACUGUGGAUUGUGCCCCGGAGUCAUAUGUACAGUGUCACGCUCCCACCAGCAGUGCGUAUGAGUUUGUCACCUGGCUUGACAGUAUUCAGUUUAUGGGUGGUGGAGGGGAGAGCUGUAGCUUGAUUGCAGAAGGAUUAAGCACGGCACUGCAGCUGUUCGAUGACUUCAAGAAAAUGCGAGAGCAAAUUGGGCAGACUCACAAAGUUUGUGUUUUGAUCUGUAACUCUCCUCCAUACUUACUGCCGGCUGUGGAGAGCACCACCUACUCUGGCUUCACCACAGAUAAUCUGGUGCAGAUGAUCGGAGAUAGAGGGAUCCAUUUCUCAGUGGUGUCUCCUCGUAAGCUUCCUGCCUUGCGUGUACUCUUUGAAAAAGCAGCACUAAAUAAUGUCGUGGAAACUCCGCUGAAGGACUACAGCCAGGACCCACGUCAUAUGAUAAUGAUCCGAGGGAUGGUGCUUCCUGGUGGAGGAACAGUUGCAACUACUACAUUGCCACAGAAGCCAGCUCCUCCACAGCCACAGCCAUCAGCACAACAGCAGCCAAGUCUGUUGUCGAGUCAACCACCGGCACCCCAGUUAUCACAGUCUCAGCCGCCAUCACAGUCCCAGGCAAUGCCUUCUGUUUCGCAGCCAUAUCAGGGCCCUGCAGUGUCUGGUUCCCUCGCUGCUGCUCAGGCUGCUGCUCAGAUUGCCGUGGAAACAGCGACCAGUCAGCUGAAGGCAGCUGUAGUCCCAUCAACCAAUCGAUUUCCUGCAGUAAGCCAGAUACCUCCAGCUUCUGGUGUGGGAGCCAUGUUCAGCCAGGCUACUCCUCAAGCAUUAACGACAAGCCCUGUGGCCAGCAUAACCAAAGUCAUCCCAUCCACUGCUUCCAUGAUGACUGCAGCAGCACAAUCUAGCCUGGUUACCACUGGCGUUCCAUUACCACAGCAGCCACAGGCUGCACAGCAGCCCAACCAGCAGUCCAUGCAGACUGUGGGUGUUGGAGCCGGUGCUGGAAAUGUGGUUGGAGUUACUGUGGCACCUAGCUCAGUGGCCAAUAAAAUCCUAGCAUGGAGUGGAGUCUUGGAAUGGCAAGAGAAACCCAAACCUGCAUCAGUGGAUUUGAAUGCGAAACUGACACGAUCACUUCCUUGCCAGGUCUACGUCACCCCUGGGGAAAACCUGAAGACAGACCAGUGGCCUCAGAAACUUAUCAUGCAGCUCAUUCCACAACAAUUAUUGACAACACUCGGACAUUUAUUCCGUAAUUCUCGAAUGGUCCAGUUUCAGUUCACAAACAAGGAUUUGGAGUCAUUAAAGGGACUGUAUCGAAUAAUGGCUAAUGGCUUUGCAGGCUGCGUCCAUUUUCCACACAGCGCUCCAUGUGAGGUCCGUGUCUUGAUGCUACUGUACUCCUCCAAGAAGAAAAUCUUCAUGGGUUUGAUCCCAAAUGACCAGAGUGGCUUUGUGAAUGGAAUCCGACUAGUCAUAACCAACCACAAGAAAGCACAGCAGCAGAAAAUUGAACAGCAGAGAAAUCAAAUGGGUGGAACACAACCAUUGGGGACUGGUUCUAUUCCAAACCCACCAUUUAUGCAGAAGCCCGGGACAAUGCCAGUCUCUCAAGGAGUGCAGCAGCAACAGAUGUCAGGUCAGCCAGUGACCACCUCAAUACCUCAGGUUCAUACAGUUACAACAAUGGAUGACCAACAGCGGCAGCAAAAUCUGCAGCAAAUGCAGCUUAGAGCGCAGCAGCAAGCCCAGGCUGUGACACAGCAGCAACAGUCAGGUGGCCCUCCUCAGAAUCCACCUCCGGCUCCACAGCAGACUGGACCCCUGCUCCGACCACCCAACCCUGGGGCUAACCCACAACUUCGCAGCCUGCUCCUCAGUCAGCAAACAUCUCAGAGUGGAGUUCCACAGCCACAACAACCUAUGCACCAUAUCCAGCAGCAAGCUUCUCAGAUGCUGUCCCAUCAGUCCAUGGGUCAGCAGAUGUCCCAUCACCCUCAAGGACAACAACUCCAGAUGCAAGGGCAACAGCUAAUGCACCAAGGUCCUGGGCAACCAUGGGGCAACCAGAUGGCUCAACGCCCACCUUUACAAGGCCAGAUGAUGAUGAAUGCAGGCCCACGGGGCCCAGUACCUCAAGGUGGAUUGCAGCAAGGCACCAGUCUGUUGGAAGAAGAGAUUCUGAUGGAUCUAAUCUAAAAGCUUCCCAAGUCUGACUUCUCUAUGUGCAGGGUCUGGACAUGACAUACGGAAGUCCAAACUGGGAGUCAUCAAGAUGAACUUUUUGUCCUGUAAGGACAAUCAAAAGAAAAUUCACAAUUGACUUGCUAUCCUGUUUAAAUGGGCUAGUGGUAGGAGAUGGAUGAGUCUUUUUUUAAAUAUUAGGUUUUCCCAAAUCAGUAGAGGUUGUGUGGAUCAGGCAACCUGAUUGGUACUAAACCACUUUUUAAGAAAGAUUCAAGAUGCAUUUGAGUGCUGCAUCCGCAGUAGUUUGAAGGUUGCUUUCAUUUUGUUUGUUUUUGCCCAUGUGUAUUGAUCUGAUUACUGUAGUUUUUAAAAAAAUAAUGUAUUUAAUUUUAUUUUUGAGAAAAGGCAACCUGUGUCUGUUUUUUUGUUUCUUCUUUACAUCCUCUUUAGUCAGCAGAUCUGAAAAUAGUCUCCAAGUAAUCGACAUUGUAACUAGGGCUGCUGGCUUGACCCAUGACGUUGGCAGUCAGUAGAGAUCAUGCUGUCGACUCUAAAGGCUGCUUUGCUGACGCUGCAAGUUCGCUGAAUGCUUCAGUAGCUCUUAAGAACUGAUGUCUCCACAUCAGAGUCUACACUUGUAAGUAUGAAAAAGAGAACUUUUUCUUCUGAAGAAAAUGAGAAUAACCAGUUUUCAUAUUAAAAGUUUUUAGAUGUGUCACAAACAGUUAAAGUUUUGGUCUCUGUCUAGUCUCAUGACUAACAUGGGGUAACAUGGAUCUGGACUUGCAAGGGAGUGAGAAGUAAGCUAUUGAAGUGUAGAUGAAUUCAGGGAUAAAAAUGGGUGAGUGUUUUGCCAGGGUGCAUUGAAGAAGUGCAGCUUUGUUUGCUGACUUGGAUGGUUCCUUUGUCUACUUCCAUUUAAGUUUCAGCUUUCAGUGGUUGCCUUUCUUUUCGUUAUGUGAUGAAGCAUGGCUUUGAUUUCCCAUUUUCACUAUGCAUUGUUCCAUAAAAUUCCGUAUCCAGAACAUAAGACAAAUGAAGUGGUGUUUACAAUUGCAAGACCAAAAAGAACUCCCUUUUUAUUUGAAAGGAAAUGACAUCCAGAAAAGUGUCAGUAUUUUAGGUGUUUGGGAGUUGAAACACUACUGAGAUCUCCUGUAUUGGGCAAGGUGUAGGGCAGCAAUAGGAGUUGGCCAAGGUGCAGUAAGAUGAUUUGACAUCUGGAUGGUUGCAUUUGAGCUACAGUGUAUAAGAGGGUGAUGCAAGGCAGACAAGCAUGGCAUACCGUGACAGCAGAUCUCAUUGGUAAGAGUAGUUACCAGCAGCUACAUUAUCCCUCCCACACUCUUCUCCCCCAACACUUCUCACUGCUCAGUUAGGCACCCUCCUGUCCACUUGGGGUUCAAGUCCCACUCGAGAGACUUUACAAAAUCUAAACUAACACUCUGCAGUUGUGAGGGAGAUACCUUUUUUUGGAUAUGUUAAACUGAUGCCCUGUCAGAUGGGUGUAAAAAUAUGCUGAUAGCACUAUUCUGAAGAAGGAUAGGGAGUAAAGCAAAUAAUCAGGUCAAUUAUCUCAGCUGUCCUUGGGAAUCUCAUUUCAAAUUUUGUUGUUACAACUACAGUAAUGACUUUAAUGAUUCUGAAGCACUGUAGGGCAUCCUGUGACAUGAAACAUGCUAUAUAAGUUCAAGUUUGUUCCAUGACAGUUAAGAUGCUCAAUGUUGGAGGUUCCUGGAUUCUCAAUUUGUCUACCUUCACUUGGAAGAAUGCAUUCAACUUAUACUGCCAUUUUCUCCUAGCAAGUAGCCCAACUCACUGUCAUGCUCACCGGGGAGAAGCGCCCCUUUCAAUGGAUUCUAUUUCACGCAGGAUAUCCUGAUAUUAAAUGGUACCACUCCAGAAACACUUCUCAGAUGAGCAAAGUUAAUUUGGUUCAUAUUUCAUUUGUAAAGUUCCUAAGCAGUAGUUCUCAUUUAUUUUAAUCCCCAACUGAAUUAACUUGGGCUGUCCCAUGGGGCCUGAUUUCCUCUUGGUCCGGAGUACCAGUACUUCAGCCAAGUGCCUGCAAUUUCUGGGUGAGUACUGGCAGAACAUUUGACCUGAAACAGGUUUUAUGAGCACCAGUCUGGUUCGUUAACUCAGCACAAGCUAGCCAUCAAACCUGGUGACCUUCUGUUCAUCACAACUGGUCAUUCAAUGUCUGAACCAUGAGUAUAUCAGGAAAGCUGGAAUGUACUAUUUCAACACAGUACUUAAGAUACAGAGCUGGGUAUUCAGUCUAGCAGUUCAGUGUCAGUGUUUAUGCUCUUCCCACGAUUCUUCUCACUCCAUCAAAAUAACCUUCUUUUCCUUUCUCCUUCUGAUUACUGCACUUCCUCUUAAAUGUUUCAGCAUCGUGCUUACCAUUAGGGCAGCCAACACAAAAAUGACCAGUCUGACCUGGAUUGCUAAUCUUUGAAACCUUGAAUUUCAAGAUGAGUAAGAGAAUCAAGUCAAACAAUCUGCAUUUUUAGCUUGCUAUGGGUUUUUCAAUAAAUAAUAAGGUUCCCUACAACAUUUGAGAGUCCUGUCUAUGGGGAAUUAAAUAUUCUUGUCUGUUCAAUUGGCCAUCUCAAGAAAUGAACCUUGUUAACAGUAUCAUUCAGGGCACUAAAUUUAAUGCUGGCUUUUUAAAAAUUGAUUUAAUUCUCAUUUUUUAUGAGAAUAAAUAAAAACUAGUUUAUUGCAGUUACAAGUUCCACAUUUUUAACACUGCUAUUUGACAGGAAUGGUACCCAAUAGUAUACUGCUGUACACAGUUAAUGUUCAGAGGAAGUGUGCAUUCCCCACCCACUGCCUUCCCUCUGCAUGUCCCUGACUGGCCUUUUCACAUUUUCGGAGAGAUGGAUUUUUAUUCAAUGUGGCAUCAUCUUCAUGUCUUUUUUUUUAACGUGUUGUCUCUUGGUGUUGUGGUUUAUAUCCUUCAGAUGUUGUGCAGAAAUUCUGGAAGUGUUUGUAAUGUGUAUCAAGGGAUGAGAAGAGGAAUAAUGUGCUAAGUGAACGCUGUAUAGUUUCAUUUCAGAUCAUAAAUAAAUUUAUUCUUAAUGGC